AUGCUUGAUAGGUUCUUGAGAAACAAUCCACCUACGUUCAAGGGAAGGUUUGAUCCGGAGGGAGCACAGUCUUGGGUGCAAGGCACGGAGAGGAUCUUCCGUGCUAUGGUUACCGGUGAUGAGCAGAAGGUGUGGUUGGCUACGCAUAUGCUUGCAGAGGAGGCUGAGUAUUGGUGGACUAACACCAAGGGAAGACUUGAGUUGGGCGGUGAGGCUGUGACUUGGGCUAGGUUCAAGGCCGAGUUUCUGAGGAAGUAUUUUCCGGAAGAUUUGAGGACAAGGAAAGAGGUGGAAUUCUUGAAUUUGAAGCAAGAGAACUUGUCUGUGGCGGAGUAUGCGGCUAAGUUCGAGGAGCUCUCCAGGUUUUGCCCAUACAUUAAUGCGAAAGAUGCUAUGGUUUCUAAAUGCGUGAAGUUUGAGAGCGGACUUCGACCAGAUAUCUACCAAUACAUGUGUGUUCAGGAGAUCCGAGAGUUUGACGGUGGGUCACAAGUCUUAUGA
Messenger RNA from Lathyrus oleraceus (garden pea), 501 nucleotides. RefSeq lists its product as uncharacterized. Bases 1 to 501 code for a protein of 166 amino acids. The record is from RefSeq and is a predicted model, not a curated record. NCBI's taxonomy places the organism in Eukaryota, Viridiplantae, Streptophyta, Magnoliopsida, Fabales, Fabaceae. The transcript has a single exon.